Acanthosepion pharaonis is the source of this 1308-nucleotide messenger RNA. Lineage: Eukaryota; Metazoa; Mollusca; Cephalopoda; Sepiida; Sepiidae. The record is from the annotation of a GenBank genome assembly.
AUGGUCUAUCUGUCUAUCUAUCUAUCUAUCUAUCUAUCUAUCUUACUGUCCCAGUCUAUUCACUUUUUGCCUUAUGUUCAUAUCUAUCUACCUAUCUAUCUACGCGAAUCCGUUCAUAUCUAUCUAUCUAUUGAUCUAUCUAUCUAUAUCACGUUAUUGACGUUUAUCUAUCUAUGCGUAUCUGUUCAUAUCUAUCUAUCUAUCUACCUAAUACAGGUUAUUUCUAUCUAUUUCAAUCUAUCUCUCUACCUCAGUCUGUUUACAACUAUCACUGCUGCUAUAUUUCUUUCUUUCUUUCUUUUUAUUUAUCUAUCUCAGAUUGUUGACGUCUAUCUAUCUAUGCGAAUCUGUUCAUCUAUCUAUCUAUGUAUCUAUCUAUUACAGGUUCUUUCUAUCUAUCUAUCUCAAUCUCUCUAUCUAUCUAUUUAUCUCUCUACCUCAGUCUGUUUACAACUAUCACUGCUCCUAUAUUUCUUUCUUUCUUUUUUUCUUUCUUUCUUUCUUUCUAUCUAUCUAUCUAUCUAUCUAUCUAUCUAUCUCAGUUUAUUGAUGUCUAUCUAUCGAUGCAAAUCUGUUUAUAUCUAUCUAUCGUUCGCUCUAUCGAUCUCAGGUUAUCGACGUCUAUCUAUCUAUGCGAAUCUGUUCAUCUAUCUAUCUAUGUAUCUAUCUACCCUAGUCUGUUUACAACUAUCACUGCUCCUAUAUUUCUUUCUUUCUUUUUCUUUCUAUCUAUCUAUCUAUCUAUCUAUCUAUCUAUCUAUCUAUCUAUUUAUCUAUCUAUCUAUCUCAGUUCUUUCUAUCUAUCUAAAUCUAACUAUUUAUCUAUCUCUCUCAGUUCAUUGCUCCUUUCUUUCUUUCUUUCUUUAUUUCAUUCUUUAUAUCUAUCACGGUUUCUAUCUAUCUAUCUAUCUAUCUAUCUAUCUAUCUAUGUGUUCCCUUCAAUCCAUCUCAUUCAUCCAUUCAUGUAUCUAUCCAAAGUGUCUGUACAUUAUCUAUCUAUCUAUCUAUCUAUCUAUCUCUCUGUCUAUCUUCUAUCUAUCUAUCUAUCUAUCUAUCUAUCUCAAUCUUCUCUACAUUUAUCUAUCUAUCUAUCUAUCUAUCUGUCUAUCUCUCUGUCUAUCUAUCUAUCUAUCUAUCUAUCUCAUCUCCACAUUAUCUAUCUAUCUAUCUAUCUAUCUAUCUAUCUAUCUAUCUAUCCAUCCAUCGCAGUAUCUUCAUUAUCUAUCUAUCUUUCUAUUUGGGUUUAUCUAUCUAUCUAUCUAUCUAUCUAUCUAUCUAUGUCUAUAUAUUCUGUGUUUUGGCUUGUAA